Messenger RNA from Chaetura pelagica (chimney swift), 1873 nucleotides. It is a transcript of the gene CORO1C, whose product is annotated as coronin, actin binding protein, 1C. Gene Ontology annotation, biological process: neural crest cell migration; actin filament organization. Gene Ontology annotation, molecular function: actin filament binding. Lineage: Eukaryota; Metazoa; Chordata; Aves; Apodiformes; Apodidae. The record is from RefSeq and is a predicted model, not a curated record. Bases 70 to 1716 code for a protein of 548 amino acids. The transcript has 11 exons.
UACAGCCCGAAAAAACCCCCCCCGGCCCCUCCUGUGAGGACCCACAGCAAGGAGAGCCUGGCCCUGAGCAUGAGCAGGACCGUGGCCCUGACCCAGGCGCUGCUGGAGCAGGGGGGAGCUGCGGGGGGCCGGGCUGCGGGAGGAGGGGGCUCGGAGGAGCCCGAGCGGAAGGGGAGGAAGAAUCAGGAGGAUGAGAACGUGCUUAAAGUUGCCGACGCCAAGAAAACUUUUGAGAAGUCCAAGGCGGCGGAAGGGAAGGCGGCAGCUCCCAGCCCGGCCAGGAAAGACACAAUGAGGCGAGUGGUACGACAGAGCAAAUUUCGGCACGUGUUUGGCCAAGCGGUGAAAAACGAUCAGUGUUACGACGACAUCCGCGUGUCCCGCGUUACUUGGGAUAGCUCCUUUUGUGCUGUAAACCCCCGGUUUGUUGCAAUAAUUGUAGAUGCUAGCGGUGGCGGAGCCUUCCUGGUGCUGCCUUUGCACAAGACAGGCAGAAUUGACAAGUCCUACCCAACAGUGUGUGGCCACACGGGACCGGUGCUGGACAUUGACUGGUGUCCUCACAAUGACCAGGUCAUCGCCAGUGGCUCUGAGGACUGCACUGUGAUGGUGUGGCAGAUUCCUGAGAACGGACUCACCCUGUCCCUGACAGAGCCAGUGGUGGUGUUAGAAGGGCAUUCCAAGAGAGUCGGGAUCGUGGCCUGGCACCCGACAGCGCGCAACGUGCUGCUCAGUGCAGGUUGUGAUAAUGCAAUCAUCAUCUGGAAUGUGGGAACAGGUGAAGCCCUCAUAAACCUGGAUGACAUGCAUGUGGAUAUGAUUUACAAUGUGAGCUGGAAUCGCAAUGGCAGCCUCAUCUGUACAGCUUCCAAAGACAAAAAAGUUCGAGUUAUUGACCCCAGGAAACAAGAAAUUGUUGCUGAGAAAGAGAAGACCCACGAGGGAGCGCGGCCCAUGCGCGCCAUUUUCCUGGCGGACGGAAACAUCUUCACAACCGGCUUCAGCCGCAUGAGCGAACGGCAGCUGGCCCUGUGGAACCCUAAAAACAUGGAGGAGCCAAUAGCCCUUCAUGAGAUGGACACCAGCAAUGGGGUCCUGCUGCCAUUCUACGACCCAGACACCAACAUUAUUUACUUGUGUGGCAAGGGUGACAGCAGCAUCCGCUACUUCGAGAUCACGGACGAGUCCCCCUAUGUUCACUACCUCAACACCUUCAGCAGCAAGGAGCCACAGAGGGGCAUGGGCUUCAUGCCCAAGAGGGGCCUGGAUGUCAACAAGUGUGAGAUUGCCAGGUUCUUCAAGCUUCACGAGAGGAAGUGUGAGCCCAUCAUCAUGACGGUUCCUCGCAAGUCGGACCUCUUCCAGGAUGACCUGUACCCUGAUACGGCUGGCCCAGAAGCUGCUCUGGAAGCAGAGGAGUGGUUUGAGGGGAAGAAUGCAGAUCCCCUUCUCAUCUCCUUGAAGCACGGGUACAUUCCAGGCAAGAACAGGGAUCUCAAGGUGGUCAAGAAGAACAUACUGGACAACAAGCCUGCCGCGAACAAGAAAAGUGAUCUCAUAAAUGCUCCAAAGAAAGCAGCUGAUGCCUCAAACUCUCAAAAUGAAGCCAAAUUGGACGAGAUUUUGAAAGAGCUGAAAUCCAUAAAAGACACGAUCACCAACCAAGACGAGCGCAUUUCCAAGCUGGAGCAGCAGAUGGCAAAGAUCGCGGACUGAGCGGGCGAGCGGCGCUGGCCCCGCCGGCCCAGGCACAUUCCAGUUCCCAGUUUGGCCAGCAGCAGCCUGCAGCAUUCCAGUACUGAGCUUUCCUGUUCUCCUGAAUUCCACAUCAACGAGAGCCUGAUGAUUAAAAGCCAAGCUUUUUAGUGAAAGA